Messenger RNA from Styela clava, 458 nucleotides. Lineage: Eukaryota; Metazoa; Chordata; Ascidiacea; Stolidobranchia; Styelidae. The record is from RefSeq and is a predicted model, not a curated record.
ACCGUUGGCAUCUGAAAUGGUUCCUAAAGCAUCAGCGAUCGUCAAAUGUCAACAGCUCGGUGGUGAACUUGCAAAUAUUUACACCCAAAUGCACAUGGACAAAAUAAUGACAUUCAUUCGUGACAACAAGUUGGACGGGCAAUCAUUUAAAGACUUUCAUCUCGGCUUGACAUACGACCCUAUUAAUAAGAUUCUUCGUUUCCAAAACGGAACUGUGACAUCACACAGUGGUUUCAAAUGGCACCCAGGGUGUCCAACCAAUGGGCAGAGUUAUUCUGGUCACACAAACAUGUUUAUCAGGAUUGAGGAAGAUUCAACAAGCCUACAUCAAUACAUUCUCAACUUCUUUGAUUAUAGUACAUACCUCCUGUGUGAAGUUUAAACUUCCAUCCAACUGUUAUAGCAAACGGUCAGAUAAAAAAAUUAAGAUGGAGAAACAUUUUCAGUGUAAAUACUAA